Molecule: messenger RNA, 1016 nt
Organism: Xenia sp. Carnegie-2017
Lineage: Eukaryota; Metazoa; Cnidaria; Anthozoa; Malacalcyonacea; Xeniidae
Product: probable E3 ubiquitin-protein ligase DTX3
Exons: 3
Coding region: 20-646 (208 amino acids)
Biological process (GO): protein ubiquitination; Notch signaling pathway
Source: RefSeq, a predicted model, not a curated record
AGGGAAUGUUGACAGUGAUAUGUUUCCUUGUACACCUGAAGGAAAGAGCAGCGACUCUGUAAAUGUUUUACCCAUAUCUUCUUCCAUGAAAGACGAGCAAUGCACCAUUUGUCUGUCGGAGUUUGAAGAAAAGAAGACACUUGAAAUAUGUGGUCAUUCAUUUUGUACAAGCUGCAUUGAAGAGGCAUUUAAACAUAACAAAAAAUGUCCCGUGUGCUCCUAUGUGUACGGUGUUAUCAUCGGUGAUCAACCAGAAGGAACGAUAUCUUUCACUCUUUUCUCUCAACCUUUGCCUGGUUACCCUUCAUGUAAAACCAUUUGUAUAAAAUAUAGUUUUCCACAAGGUAUUCAGGGUAAAGAACAUCCUAAUCCAGGCAAGCCAUAUCAAGGAACAACACGACAUGCGUAUCUUCCUGACAAUAAAGACGGAAACAAAGUGCUUAGAUUACUCCAAAAAGCUUUCGAGCAAAAACUGACCUUUACUAUUGGACGGUCGUCAACAACUGGUGCAGAAGGUGUUAUAACUUGGAAUGACAUUCAUCAUAAAACUAACAUGAAUGGAGGCCCAUCAGCAUAUGGUUACCCUGAUCCAACAUACCUUAAACGGGUCCAGGAAGAAUUGGCUUCCAAAGGAAUUGUUGAAUAAUAUACGGACAAUGUUUCAAGAAUUUUAUAGCCUUUAUUUGGUUAGCCUUUGUGAAGAACAUCGUUACAUUUUCCAUUUAGUUUUAUGUACACACAUUCAAUGUUUGUACAGAUUUUUUGUAAUCAACUGUUGCUUCGGGGGGGGGGUUGGGGGACCGAGCACUUUAAUCCAAUGAAAUAGCUUCAAUGUAAUAAGAAUGGUUGUUAGUAUUGUUUCUUUAAUGCGUUUAAUCUUUUUAAUUUAUCAUGUCAUAGCUACUGAAAAACAUAUUUUUAUCUUGGCUUAUUAACACGUGACAAUGUAGACAUUUGUUGUAAUUAAAUCAGUGAUCAUAUGUCACUAUGUUUUAAAUGUAUAUGGAAAUUGCCAA